Messenger RNA from Asparagus officinalis (garden asparagus), 555 nucleotides. RefSeq names its product gibberellin-regulated protein 2-like. Lineage: Eukaryota; Viridiplantae; Streptophyta; Magnoliopsida; Asparagales; Asparagaceae. The record is from RefSeq and is a predicted model, not a curated record. The transcript is spliced from 3 exons. The coding region runs from base 69 to 356 and encodes 95 amino acids.
GCUUACGAAGAAACGGACGUCCUAAUUAAGGCUUAAAUUGAGCUGAUCUCCUUCCUCCUCAAAUUAAUAUGGCUAAGGCUAAAUUGUUGCUUGCGGUUCUUCUCUUUGUUCUUUUGGUCGAUACGGGUAUCUUCACUGGACGAGGAGUUGUUGGGGUGCAAGCAAUAGAUUGCGGGUCGAAAUGCGAGUACAGAUGCAGCAAGGCCUCGAGGCACAAGAUGUGCAUCAGGGCCUGCAACACCUGCUGCCGGAGGUGCAGCUGCGUCCCUCCGGGCACCUCGGGCAACGAAGACGUGUGCCCGUGCUACGCCAACAUGACCACCCACACCCACGGAGGCCGCCACAAGUGCCCCUAGAAGACGUGUGCCCGUGCUGCGAAUUUCAUUAUUCGAGUUGUGCCUUAUGCGUACAUGCGGAGUUAAUAAAGUUGUGGUCGAUUCUGUUGUAGAUUGAUUAUGUACGCAUGUUAUGUAUGUUCAGUGAAUAAAAGCGAGCACAGAUUGUAUGAAAGUAAGGUGUUCUUAUAAUUAGAAUUUUUUUGAUUUUGGUUUUUAA